This is a messenger RNA of Euleptes europaea (tarantolino), 5853 nucleotides long. It is a transcript of the gene PLXNA2, whose product is annotated as plexin A2. The coding region runs from base 51 to 5744 and encodes 1897 amino acids. NCBI's taxonomy places the organism in Eukaryota, Metazoa, Chordata, Lepidosauria, Squamata, Sphaerodactylidae. The transcript has 31 exons. Gene Ontology annotation, molecular function: protein binding; semaphorin receptor activity. Gene Ontology annotation, cellular component: semaphorin receptor complex. The record is from RefSeq and is a predicted model, not a curated record. Gene Ontology annotation, biological process: positive regulation of axonogenesis; semaphorin-plexin signaling pathway involved in axon guidance; regulation of cell shape.
AGGGAGUUUUGAGGGUCACGUUCUGUUGCCUCUUCACUCCCCACUGCAGGAUGGAACAGAGGAAGAUCUGGCCUCGGAUAUGGGACUCCGACGGCUGGUCAGUGGCCCUGAUGUUUCUUUUCUUGGUUUCCUUUUCAAGAGAUGCCGCAAGCACUUCCAUUUACAACACCUUUCAUUCUGAGAACCGUGAUUGGACUUUCAACCACUUGACUGUCCAUCAGGCCACUGGAGCAGUCUAUGUGGGAGCCAUCAAUCGGGUUUACAAGCUGUCUGGAAAUUUGACCAUCUUGGUAGCUCACAAGACAGGACCCGAGGAGGACAACAAGUCUUGCUACCCACCGCUCAUAGUGCAACCCUGCAGUGAGAUUCUGACGCUCACCAACAAUGUUAACAAGCUGCUGAUCAUUGACUACUCUGAAAAUAGGUUGCUGGCCUGUGGAAGCCUCUACCAGGGAGUAUGCAAACUUCUGCGACUGGAUGAUCUUUUCAUACUGGUGGAGCCAUCUCACAAAAAAGAGCACUAUCUUUCCAGCGUUAACCAGACUGGCACUAUGUAUGGAGUUAUAGUUCGUUCUGAGGGUGAGGAUGGGAAGCUGUUCAUUGGUACGGCAGUGGAUGGCAAGCAGGAUUACUUCCCCACUCUCUCCAGCCGCAAGCUGCCACGUGACCCAGAGUCAUCAGCUAUGUUGGAUUACGAGCUCCACAGCGACUUUGUUUCAUCGCUCAUCAAAAUCCCCUCAGACACACUGGCCCUGAUCUCUCACUUUGAUAUCUUCUAUAUCUACGGAUUUGCCAGUGGCAAUUUUGUUUAUUUUCUAACUGUCCAACCAGAGACACCUGAGGGCGUAUCUAUCAACUCAGCCAGUGAUCUCUUCUACACAUCUCGAAUUGUGCGUCUCUGCAAGGAUGACCCCAAGUUCCACUCCUAUGUGUCUCUACCUUUUGGCUGUGUCAAGGGUGAUGUGGAAUAUCGACUCCUACAGGCUGCCUUCCUUUCUAAGCCAGGGGAGGUGCUGGCCAGGUCUCUCAAUAUCACUGGCCAGGAUGAUGUCCUUUUUGCCAUCUUCUCCAAAGGGCAGAAACAGUAUCACCAGCCCCCUGAUGACUCAGCUCUUUGCAUCUUCCCCAUCCGUGCAAUCAAUGGCCAAAUUAAGGACCGCCUGCAGUCUUGCUACCAGGGGGAAGGCAACCUGGAACUCAACUGGCUACUAGGGAAAGAUGUUCAGUGUACCAAGGCGCCAGUCCCAAUAGAUGAUAACUUCUGUGGGUUGGACAUUAACCAGCCACUGGGAGGCUCCAUACCUGUAGAGGGAGUGACCCUUUACACUUCUAGCCGGGAUCGGAUGACUUCUGUCACUUCCUAUGUAUACAAUGACUAUAGUGUGGUGUUUGUUGGGACCAAGAGUGGCAAGCUGAAAAAGAUCCGAGCAGAUGGGCCUCCCCAUGGUGGUAUUCAGUAUGAAACAGUGCCAAUUUUCAAGGACGGAAGUCCUAUCCUUCGUGACAUGGCCUUUUCCACAGAUCAUAAUUAUCUCUACGUGAUGUCGGAAAGACAGGUGUCCCAGGUUUCCGUUGAAUCCUGUGAACAGUACACAACCUGUGGAGAAUGUCUGAGCUCAGGAGACCCUCACUGCGGUUGGUGUGCUCUACACCAUACGUGUUCCCGGAGGGACAAGUGCGAGCGAGCAAAUGAACCAUACCGCUUUGCAGCCAGCAUUAACCAGUGCAUGAGUAUCAUUGUGCAGCCCAGCAGCAUCCCAGUUUCUGAGCACAGCCUUCCGCUCAGUUUGCUAGUAAGUGAUGCACCUGACCUGUCAACUGGUAUCACCUGCGUAUUUGGAAACCUCACUGAAGUGGAAGGCCAAGUUUUGGGCAACCAGAUUGUAUGCAUCUCACCAGUAUCUAAGGAUGUCCCUGCCAUACCUGUGGACCAGGACUGGUUUGGGAUAGAGCUGCUGCUGAAAUCCAAAGAGACAGGCAAGAUGUUUGUCAGCACUGAGUUCAAGUUCUACAACUGCAGUGCCCACCAACUGUGCCUGUCUUGUGUGAACAGUGCUUUUCGUUGCCACUGGUGUAAAUAUCGGAACCUCUGCACCCAUGAUCCCACAACGUGCUCAUUUCAAGAGGGGCGGAUCAAUGUUUCUGAGGAUUGCCCACAGCUGUUCCCUACAGAAGAAAUUCUGAUCCCUGUUGGUGAGGUGAAACCCAUCACCUUGAAGGCCAGAAAUUUACCACAGCCGCAGUCUGGCCAGCGUGGCUACGAGUGUGUCCUCAACAUCCAAGGCGUAAUCCAUCGUGUGCCUGCUCUUCGCUUCAACAGCUCCAGUGUCCAGUGCCAGAAUAGCUCAUAUCUCUAUGAUGGAAUGGACAUCAGUAACUUAGCAGUAGAUUUUGCUGUGGUUUGGAAUGGAAACUUCAUCAUCGACAACCCAGAGAAUUUGAAAGUUCACCUGUAUAAAUGUGCUGCUCAACGGGAAAGCUGUGGGUUGUGCCUGAAGGCAGACCAGAAAUUUGAGUGUGGCUGGUGCACCGUAGAAGGGAGGUGCACUCUGCGUCAGCACUGCCCCUCAUCUAUUGGGGGAUGGGGAAGGUGGCUUGACUGGUCAAGCAGGAACGUCAAGUGCUCCAACCCGCGAAUCACUGAGAUUUUAACGGUGUCAGGUCCGCCAGAAGGAGGAACACAAGUGACAAUUCGUGGUGUUAACCUGGGCUUGGAUUUCUCUGAGAUUACCCACAAUGUGCAUGUGGCUGGUGUGGAAUGUACGCCACUGGAGGAGCAGUACAUAAUUGCUGAGCAAAUCGUGUGUGAGAUGGGGCAGGCAGAGCCCGGAAUCAGCUCUGGUCCUGCUCUUCUCUGCAUUGGAGAAUGCAAGGCAGAAUUUGUGGCCAAGUCUGCACAGCAUUACACAUUUGUGAAUCCUACAGUGAGCUCCCUGAGUCCCAGCCGUGGGCCGGAGUCAGGAGGGACCAUGGUGACCAUCACUGGCCAUUUUCUUGGGGCUGGCAGCAGUGUGUCGGUAUUGCUUGGUAACCAGACCUGCGAGUUUUAUGGGAGGUCCAUGAAUGAAAUUGUGUGUGUGUCUGCCCCCUCUACUCAUGGCCUUGGCUCUGUUCAUGUCUCAGUUGGUGUGGAUCGGGCACAGUUAGAAAGCACCUUGCAGUUUGAAUACAUCGAUGACCCCAAAGUUCAACGCAUUGAACCUGAAUGGAGCAUAGCCAGUGGCCACACGCCUCUGACUAUCACAGGGUCCAAUCUGGACGUCAUACAAGAGCCCAGGAUCCGAGUGAAGUACAACGGCAAGGAGUCUGUCAACGUCUGUAAGGUUGUCAACACAACCACCCUGACUUGUCUGGCUCCCUCCCUCACCCCAGAGUACCGCCCUGGUUUGGAUGCUGUUGAACGUCCCGAUGAGUUUGGCUUCAUCUUUAACAAUGUUCAGUACUUGCUGAUUUACAAUGACACCAAGUUUGUCUACUACCCAAACCCCACCUUUGAGCUCCUGAGUCCCACUGGUGUGCUGGAGCAGAAGCCAGGAUCACCCAUUAUCCUGAAGGGUAAAAAUUUAUGCCCACCUGCCUCCGGUGGAGCAAAGCUGAACUACACUGUUCUGAUCGGAGAGACUCCUUGCGCCGUCACUGUCUCUGAGACCCAGCUGCUGUGUGAACCUCCAAAUCUCACUGGGCAACACAAAGUUAUGGUGCAUGUGGGUGGCAUCAUCUUCUCCCCUGGCUCAGUGAACGUGAUCUCAGACAGCCUGUUGACUUUGCCAGCUAUUGUCAGCAUUGCAGCAGGAGGCAGUCUUCUGCUCAUCAUUGUCAUCAUUGUCCUUAUUGCCUACAAACGCAAGUCCCGUGAAAAUGACCUCACCCUCAAGAGGCUACAGAUGCAGAUGGACAACCUGGAGUCUCGGGUGGCCCUCGAAUGUAAAGAAGCUUUUGCAGAGCUGCAGACAGACAUCAAUGAGUUAACCAGUGACCUGGAUCGCUCGGGGAUCCCGUACCUCGACUAUCGCACAUAUGCCAUGAGGGUCCUUUUCCCUGGCAUUGAGGACCACCCUGUCCUGCGUGAGCUAGAGGUCCAGGGGAAUGGGCAGCAAAAUGUUGAAAAGGCCCUGAAGCUCUUUGCCCAGCUGAUCAACAACAAGGUCUUCCUGCUGACGUUCAUUCGGACCUUGGAGAUGCAGCGCAGCUUCUCCAUGCGGGACCGUGGCAACGUGGCUUCCCUCAUCAUGACAGGGCUUCAGGGAAAGCUAGAAUAUGCCACUGAUGUCCUGAAGCAGUUGCUGUCUGACCUAAUUGAGAAGAACCUGGAGAACAAGAAUCACCCUAAAUUGCUCCUGCGCAGGACGGAGUCAGUGGCUGAGAAGAUGUUGACUAACUGGUUUGCUUUCCUUCUCCAUAAAUUCCUAAAGGAAUGUGCUGGAGAGCCACUUUUUAUGCUGUACUGUGCCAUCAAGCAACAGAUGGAGAAAGGCCCUAUCGAUGCUAUUACAGGGGAGGCUCGUUAUUCCCUGAGUGAGGACAAGCUGAUCCGGCAACAGAUUGAAUACAAAACUCUAAUCUUAAACUGUGUGAAUCCCGACAAUGAGAACAGUCCUGAGAUUCCUGUGAAGGUGCUCAACUGCGAUACAAUCACUCAGGUCAAAGAGAAGAUUCUGGAUGCAGUAUAUAAAAAUGUCCCAUACUCACAAAGGCCACGAGCUGUUGAUAUGGAUUUAGAGUGGCGUCAGGGCCGAAUAGCACGUGUGGUCCUUCAGGAUGAAGAUAUCACCACCAAGAUUGAGGGUGACUGGAAGCGGUUAAACACCCUGAUUCAUUAUCAGGUGUCUGAUCGCUCUGUAGUGGCUCUUGUCCCCAAGCAAACCUCUUCCUACAACAUUCCUGCUUCUGCCAGCAUCUCACGGACCUCAAUUAGCAGAUAUGAUUCCACAUUUCGGUACACAGGCAGUCCAGACAGUCUCCGCUCCAGGGCACCCAUGAUUACCCCAGAUCUAGAAAGUGGGGUGAAGGUUUGGCAUUUAGUCAAGAACCAUGAUCAUGGGGACCAGAAGGAGGGUGAUCGGGGCAGCAAGAUGGUGUCAGAGAUCUACCUGACCAGGCUGCUAGCUACGAAGGGUACGCUGCAAAAGUUUGUAGAUGACUUGUUUGAGACCUUGUUCAGCACUGUGCACCGAGGCAGUGCUCUUCCACUGGCCAUCAAAUAUAUGUUUGAUUUCCUCGAUGAACAAGCCGAUAAGCAUGGCAUCCACGACACAGAUGUGAGGCACACCUGGAAGAGCAACUGUCUUCCUCUGCGCUUCUGGGUGAAUGUAAUUAAAAACCCUCAGUUUGUAUUUGACAUCCACAAAGGAAGUAUCACAGAUGCCUGUCUCUCGGUCGUAGCCCAAACCUUUAUGGAUUCAUGCUCCACCUCAGAGCAUCGCCUUGGCAAAGACUCCCCCUCCAACAAGCUGCUGUAUGCCAAGGACAUUCCCAGCUAUAAGAGCUGGGUAGAGAGGUAUUAUGCAGAUAUUGCAAAACUCCCAGCUAUCAGUGACCAGGACAUGAAUGCCUACCUCGCAGAACAGUCACGUCUGCAUGCUGUUGAUUUCAACAUGCUGAGUGCACUCAAUGAAAUCUACUCCUAUGUCAGCAAAUACAGUGAGGAGAUCAUCGGUGCUCUGGAGCAAGAUGAGCAGGCGCGCCGGCAGCGCCUGGCGUACAAAGUAGAACAGCUUAUUGGUGCCAUGUCUAUGGAGAGCUGAAGAAAGGAGCUGGGACUCCUGGAGCAAGGAGACAGAAGUGGUUACCACAAAGACUACUGGGAAUUAAGAGUUAGAACAGGCAAGGGGGCCACUGGCGUUAUACCUGACA